AUGGAUCAAUAUCCCUACUUUUCGGGCCACCCCUCGCAGCCGCCAGCGCCGCAACAGCAACAGCAGCAACAGCAGCAGCAGCAACCGUACCCUUUAUACGGGCUACCGACCCCCAAUCAGAACUACCGCGGCGAUGAUGUUCAGGGCCCUUUUGAUCCUCUGUACCACCAGCCAUUUGACCCGGCUUUUCAUGCGCCGUAUGGCGGACCGCAAUCGCCACCAGACUCGUACGCGAAACAGUCCGUUUCGGGCAGUAGUGAGCCGAUCAGCGCAGGGCCCUAUCCCCGGUCAAUCGAGGGGCGCGAUGACUUUCUCGCCGACCCGAGCAUGGUGCGGAGUGAUAGCGAAGAGAAAGAUAGAGAGGGGCUAAUGACACCGGCGCAGAGCAAACGCAAGGCACAGAAUCGAGCGGCUCAACGUGCAUUCCGCGAACGCAAAGAGCGCCAUGUCCGCGAACUCGAAGAAAAGGUUACAAACCUGCAAGCUGAAUCAAGUACCCUGCUCGCCGACAAUGAGCGCUUGAAGCGCGAGCUCGCCCGAUAUAGUACCGAAAACGAGAUCUUGCGCGCAACGACAAAUACAUCUGCCUCUGGUACGCCAACACAUCGCCGUGGCUCCCCAAGCAGUGCACCUACAGAAACAGGACCAAUGACCUACUCCCCGACGGACUUCUAUUCAGACCUAGUACCAGAGGGCCAGUCCGCGCGGCUUCAUAGAGUUACGUACUGCAAGAACACGGGGGAGAGGCUGCUCGAUGCACAGGCGACGUGGGAUGUUAUACAGGGGCACGAGCUGUUCAAAAAGGGCCUCAUCGACUUGAACGGGGUAACGAGGAGACUCAAGCUGGUGACGCAAUGCGAUGGGACAGGGCCGGCAUUCCGAGAGAGCCACGUGCUAGCUGCGAUUGAAGAGAGUGCGGUGGCGGAUGGUGAUGAGUUGAUUUGA
Aspergillus calidoustus is the source of this 945-nucleotide messenger RNA. The record is from the annotation of a GenBank genome assembly. NCBI's taxonomy places the organism in Eukaryota, Fungi, Ascomycota, Eurotiomycetes, Eurotiales, Aspergillaceae.